AUCGAGCGGCGGUGUUGGGCGCGCCGACAGACUCCUUGUCACACCGAAACGGUCCGCCGGUGCGCGCGGCCGGAGAGCUUCAGCCGUUUCCCUCGGCUGGCAUUCCCCGUCUUUCAUCAGCUCGCGCACACCUGGAGCUCGCGCUUGAAAAGGCAACGCGCUCUUUCCCGCGCGGUGGCGGACGUGUAACUUAUGGUGUCCCGGCGUUAGCGACUCGCCGGUAGAGCCGUCGGCGCGUGUGGCCGGACUUUAUAAAGCUGCCGGGUGCAGGGGGGAGGUUAGAGAGCAUGGAUGAGCCAGGAAGCAGGAACGGCAGCUGCCAGAGGAAAAAGCCGCCAUGGCUCAAACUGGACAUUCCCACCAUCCGGCUGACGGCGUACGACACGCCCACACUCCCACAGCCGGUGAAGCGGCUGCGCAGUGUCAGCAUGCCAGGGGAAAACCCUCAGAUGUGCAUCGCUGCCUUGGAAACUUCCAACAACUACCUCAGACCUCCUAUGGAAAGACUGCCCUCCUUCACACAGUCCAUCAAGAGCGGGAAAAGGGUGCGCUUUGAGCGGGUAAACACAGUUCCCCCAAAGGGUCAGAGGGAGCACAGGAGGGAGUCAACCACCCGGAGGCGGUCAUGCAUCCCCAAGAUACUGACCCGACGGCGUUCAUCUAUACCCAAACAGAUCAUCAGAUGCGUGCUCGAGGGUAAGUGGGGACACUCCGUUAAGGAUGCUGGCAAUGGAAGAUCUGCAGCUCUACAGUCUCUGCACCCCUCAGGUAUGACCCAGACUCUGAACCCCUCAUGGAGCUCUCUGGACAGGGGUACGGCCGACUGGUUCGGGGUGAGCAAAGACAGCGACAGCACCCAGCGAUGGAGGAGGAAGAGCCUGCAGCACUGCAGCCAUCUGUACGGGGGCCUGAAGCCGCAGGUGAUGAGGGACAGGGAGCUGCACAGCCAGGACAACAUCUCCCUGGCCAGCACUGAGACCCCUCCCCCCCUCUACCUCCCACCCUACCACCAUGGCAUGCAGAGGAUUGUCGACCCCCUGGCUCGGGGUCGAGCCUUCCGCCUGGUGGAAGAGGUAGACGGCUUCAGUGUCCCGCAAACUCCCAUCACGCCCGGCACCGCCUCCCUCUGCUCCCUUUCCAGCUCCCGCUCCGCCCUCAACUGGUUGCCACGACGACGCAAGCGGGAGUCUGUCGCUGUCAUGAGUCUCAAGGCUGCAGCAGCUUUGAUGAAGGGUCGUCCUUUAGCCGACAGCACCUCCGGGCGUCCUCGCCGGCGGAGUUUCAUGCCCUCGAGUUUCCUGGAAGACGACACCGUAGACUCCACCGAUGAGCUGGACACUUCCUUCUUCACCAGGGAAGGCCUGCACGAUGAGCUGUACAGCUAUGUUGACGAGGUUUUCGAGACACCAUCGGAGGCCGACCUCACGCAGCUGGAUGAGAGCGAGCUCACAGGCGGUGCGUUGGACAGGACCAAACUGGAGAGGAGUCACCUCAUGCUGCCCUUAGAGCGAGGAUGGCGAAAGGCAAAAGAUGUCUCUCUGAUCCAACCGAGGCUGCGUCUGAAACAGGAAGUGGUCAGCGCCAACGGCCACCAGCAGCGGGGACAACGGAUCGGGGUUCCCGUCAAGAAGCUGUUUGCCAGAGAGAAGAGGCCCUACGGGCUGGGCAUGGUCGGCCGCCUCACCAACCGCACGUACCGCAAGCGCAUCGACAGCUUUGUCCAGAAACAGAUCGAGGACAUGGACGAUCACAGGCCUUUUUUCUCGUACUGGAUCACGUGUGUCCAUUUGCUCAUCACCAUUCUGGCUGUCGCUAUCUACGGCAUCGCCCCUGUGGGCUUCUCGCAACAUGAGACUGUCGACUCCGUGUUGAGGAACAAGGGAGUUUAUGAAAAUGUCAAGUUUGUGCAGCAGCAAAACUUCUGGGUGGGUCCAAGCUCAGUAAGUGUGUUCAUCUUCUUUUCUCUGAUUUCUUUUCUCGGCCUUUAUGCAGCUCUUAAGUGUGGUGGGCAACAUGAAAAUUAUUCACAACCUCACCAGGCUAGCACGCUGGCAGUGUUUGUGAAGUGGCCUCGGCACCCCAGUGCUCCGUCUCUGAAUGGCACUCGACGCCGACAUGGUGCAGUCUGCCAUCAGGACCCCAGAAUUUGUCUGGAGCCAGCCUCAGUUUCACCUCAUGAGUGGCCCGAUGACAUCACCAAGUGGCCAGUUUGUACGCGGUAUAACUCUGGCAAUCACACCAACCUCCCCCACAUCGACUGCACCAUCACAGGCCGGCCCUGCUGCAUCGGAACCAAAGGACGAUGUGAAAUCACUUCAAGAGAGUAUUGUGACUUCAUGCAUGGCUACUUCCACGAGGAGGCUACCCUUUGCUCGCAGGUGGCUUGCAUGGACGACGUGUGUGGUUUGCUGCCCUUCCUCAACCCUGACAUUCCAGACCAGUUCUCUCGGCUCUGGCUGUCUCUCUUUCUUCACGCUGGGAUCCUGCACUGCCUGGUGUCGGUGUUGUUCCAGAUGUCCGUGUUGAGGGACAUUGAGAAGCUUGCUGGAUGGCUCAGGAUCUCCAUCAUCUACAUGCUCAGCGGCGUCACCGGCAACUUGGCCUCAGCCAUCUUCCUGCCCUACAGAGCCGAGGUGGGUCCUGCGGGCAGCCAGUUCGGCAUCCUGGCCUGUCUGUUUGUGGAGCUGUUUCAGAGCUGGCAGAUACUCGAGCGACCGUGGCGAGCCUUCGCCAAGCUGCUGGCCAUCUCUGCCUUCUUCUUCUCCUUCGGUCUGCUUCCAUGGAUCGACAACUUUGCCCACGUCUGCGGUUUCGUGUCGGGAUUCUUCCUGUCCUUCGCCUUCCUGCCGUACAUCAGCUUCGGGCAAACCGACACGUACCGGAAGCGUGUCCAGAUCUGCGGCUUCCUGCUGGUCUUCCUUGGUCUGCUCUCCACCCUGGCAGUCCUCUUCUACGUCUACCCUGUGAAGUGUGACUGGUGCGAGUUCCUGACCUGCAUCCCGUUAACGGACAAGUUCUGCGAGAAGUACGACCUGAAUGCUCACCUCCUCUGAACAUGAGCCCGAGGCGGGCAACGUUUCUACAUGUGGUAGCAACAUCUCUGAGUGCUCAAUGUUUUAUGAAGCUCGUGUGCUGUGCAACUUGGGACACUUGUCCCGGAACAAUGAGCAGUGUUUCAGGAUUACACGUGAAUGCACGUGUUCGAGAAGGUGCAACUGACCCAUGAUGGACAAGGGUUAAGCGUGACGGCCUGGGGAGGACCACAGGCGGGGUCAAUAAGAAAACUAUCAAGGUGAAGGGAUGAUUUCAUGUGUCAUUGAUCUCUAGCUGGACUAAUCGAUGAACAGUCACACGCUGACAAUUAUUCACCUCACUUUGGGGAAAAUGGACUUGAGAACACCGCUUAGUGGCCAACAGAAAAACGGUACGACUUGAGUCAGGAUGAGUGGAGAAUCUUUGUUUUGUACUUUUUUAGUGAUUCAACAGUGUUGACCAUUUACUUGAUGUGCUUGGUUUAAAACUCGCCAAGAAAUGAGAUGGUGAAAUGUGCCUUAUUGACACAAAACCACACACGGUGUCUAUUUAUGCCAUGUAUAGGGUUUGUGUCAGCAGUCACUUAAUCUGACAAACUAUUACAAACUACUAUGUGUUUUUACUUCAGUAUUUGGUGGCUGAAUUGUUUUCUACCACAUUGGAAACGUUCAUUUCCGCCACCGCCUUUAAUACACUUCAAUCACACAUGGGUUGUUGUCUGUAAAUAAUUGACUCGUAUGUUAAUUUGCUCGAUGGUGAAUACAUUUCACUGAGGGGAACGUGUGUCCUCAUUCAAGAUGGUGCCGUUCUAGUCACCUGUCAAUAAACACAACAGGAUACCAGUGCACAGUUCCUUCCUUUUGACUGUUGACUUCCUCGUAGACUAUUGAUCAAUAAAGCUAAACUUUCCUGCUCCAGGUUGAGCUUGAAUUUACAACCUCGGCAUGAAACUUAUCUUGUCUUAUUAGUACCACACGGAGCUUGAGCUCUGUUACUAAAGCUUCUUAUUCUCAGGCUCCAUUUUUGUCUUAAUGCAUAAUGGACCCCUGAACACAUCUGGUCAGUAUCUGCUCAGAAUGCAGCUGCAGCACCUGGGAGUCUUCAUGUGUCACCGCCUGCUGCUGCCCGGCACAUUCGGAGGCCAGCAGCUUACGCAGUUGGCACCUGGAUGCCAGAAGGCUUCACUGCUGCUGUGACUAACGCAGGAGGUGGUUCCUCCCCAUCAUGGCAACUGAUUCAUAACAUGGCCUUGCCCAGUGUUGGGGGAUAAUCGCUAUAGAGAUGUCUGCAGACAUGUAGAGAGUUAGUUCCUUAAAGAAAGUGUUUCUACAUGAAGCUUUUUACAUCAAGGGUCUGGAUUGUCUUUAGAAAGCUGGUGACUGGAGAUGUCCUCCGGGUUUUGCUGUCGACAUCUCUCUAUUGAGCAGGUUCAAACCUGUUGCUGUAAUAAUCACUCCUCAGGCCUGGAAUGUAAAAUGAAUCCUUGAUCCGCUCAACGCGUUCUUUGAACGGCGUACCAGGCCAAGAAGAUGGAAAGGGAAUUAAAGUAUGAAUUUGAUUCAUUCUACAGGUUGUAACACAAUCACUGCUGAAAGCCUCAGAAAUGUGGUCAAGGUUGAAUGAGUCAAUAAAAGCAGAAGUAUGAAAACAA
This is a messenger RNA of Gasterosteus aculeatus aculeatus (three-spined stickleback), 4684 nucleotides long. The record is from RefSeq and is a predicted model, not a curated record. NCBI's taxonomy places the organism in Eukaryota, Metazoa, Chordata, Actinopteri, Perciformes, Gasterosteidae.